AUGAAAAGAGAAAAUCCAGGGCGUAUUUUUUCUUGACCAAUGCGUGUUCGGUGAUGCAUGCAGAUUGAUGAACAAUCAAUCACAAAGACUGAACUUGCUGCUGAGCUUUGCCGUCCUUCUCAGCCCACUGGAGUCCUGCUCUGGUAACUCCAAUUAGUCGGUUUUAGUACCCGGGUCUGUUUUAGAUUUCCGAUCCGUGCGUUGGGUUCACUGAAAGCUUCGGUGUUGAGAUCGAGGGUGGUCAGAAGCCGGCCAAUCCAAGCACUGGAGUGGCUUCUGAUAAAGAAGGGGAGAUGGGGAGAAGAGGCAGGGCUUGUGUGGUUGUUUUGGGCGAUUUCGGUCGGAGCCCUCGAAUGCAGUAUCACGCUCUCUCCCUCGCCCGUCAGGCAUCUUUGGAAGUAGAUGUUGUUGCAUAUGGAGGCUCCAAACCUCAUAAAGCCGUGCUUGAGCAAAGUUCGAUUCAUAUUCACGAGAUGAAACAUUGGCCAAGAACCCUGCAGUGGCUUCCAAAGCCGUUGACUCUUUUGGUUAAGCCAGUAUUCCAGUUUGUUGCUCUUCUUUGGUUUCUCUGUUUAAAGAUACCUCCUCCAGAUGUUUUCAUUGUGCAGAACCCACCUUCAGUUCCCACAUUGGUUGUAGUCAGAUGGGCUAGCUGGUUGAGGAAGGCAGCAUUGAUCGUUGAUUGGCAUAAUUUUGGAUAUACUUUGCUGAAAUUGUCCCUCGGAAAUAGUAGUCCAUUUGUGGCAGUAUACCAUUGGCUUGAGAAGCAUUACGGAAAGAUGGCUGAUGGUUCCUUCUGUGUGACGAGAGCAAUGCAACAGGAAUUGGCACAGAACUGGGGAAUUAGUGCCACCGUUCUUUAUGAUCGACCUCCAGAAUUUUUUCAUCCUGCUUCACUAGUGGAAAAGCAUGAGCUGUUCUGCAGGUUAAGUAAAAGUCUCAGCCUUCCCCCUGGUGUUCACGAUUGCAUCAGCUAUGGAGGUCUGACAGGGGGAAGCCAUGAGACCCCAUUCACCAUUCUCACUGGCUCUGAGAUUUUGUUGAAGGAAAAUAGGCCGGCUCUCAUUGUUAGUAGUACAAGUUGGACCCCAGAUGAAGAUUUUAGCAUUCUCUUGGAAGCAGCAGUAAUGUAUGAUAGGCGAGUGGCAGCUAUCUUAAGAGAAGAAGAUACUACUGACAGGGAGGUCCUUUGGAAGGAAAUGAAUGAUGGGAGGAAAUAUCCCUAUCCUAGGCUAUUGUUCAUAAUCACUGGCAAAGGGCCAGAGAAAGAGAAAUACGAGGAAAAGAUCAGGGCGUUGGACCUUAAACGGGUGGCAUUUCGUACCAUGUGGCUCUCAGCUGAAGAUUAUCCAUUACUUCUUGGAUCAGCAGAUCUCGGUGUAUGCUUGCAUACUUCCUCAUCAGGCCUGGACCUCCCAAUGAAGGUGGUGGACAUGUUUGGUUGUGGACUUCCUGUCUGUGCUGUUUCGUAUUCUUGUAUUGGAGAACUCGUGGAAGCGCACAGAAACGGUCUCCUGUUUUCAACAUCUUCGGAGCUAGCUGAUGAACUUCUGAUGCUACUCAAGGAUUUUCCGAACAAUUCUAAUGAACUGAAUUCACUAAGAAAUGGUGCAGUAGCCUCCACGACGUGGGCUAAUGAGUGGGAAGAGCAAGCUAAGCCGUUACUGAUGGAGGUUAUAUCUAAAAAAACCGGUUGAUUCCCUACCUCCUGUCCGAAACACUGCAUGCUCUUGUGAAAUGGAGCUUGAUAUGAAGAUGGAUGGAACAUCCAGCCAUACAAACUAUUCUGAUGGAAGUACAAUGUUAUCAGUGUGUCAAUACGAAGAAAUCCCCUUGCUCCCAUGUUUAUCCAUCUUUUUUGUAUAGGGACACAACUAGUCUGCAGUCUUUUGGUCAAUUUCAAGAGAAUACCGGAAUUUGCUACCCGAGAGAUGAUGCGGUUAUUACAGUUUCGUGAUAAUAUUAUAGUGCUUUUCUUCUAACAAAAUGGUGAUUUGUACUUCCAAGUUUUGACUGGCACUACGAUGCAGCUACUUAAUGUCGAAUCCGCUUUUUCAUUCCUACCAACUGCAAACAUGAGAAAGAGGCAGUUUUUCA
This is a messenger RNA of Punica granatum (pomegranate), 2097 nucleotides long. NCBI's taxonomy places the organism in Eukaryota, Viridiplantae, Streptophyta, Magnoliopsida, Myrtales, Lythraceae. The record is from RefSeq and is a predicted model, not a curated record.